Paramecium primaurelia is the source of this 930-nucleotide messenger RNA. The record is from the annotation of a GenBank genome assembly. NCBI's taxonomy places the organism in Eukaryota, Ciliophora, Oligohymenophorea, Peniculida, Parameciidae.
AUGGAUAAUAAAGUAGGAUAGUCAUCAGAAUAGAAUAAUAUUUCUCUUCUGAUAGAAAUAAAUGAGCUUGGAGUAGUUAAGAUAAGUCUAUCAAUUAAAGGGAUGUUAUAACAGAAAUAAUUGGUCAUAAGAAUUGGGUAAUUCUGUUAGAAUUUUUUGGAUAGUUGGGAUCACUUUAUCUAUAUUUAAGGAUGCGAAAACAGGUCAAUAGAAGCCAAGUAAUAAUUUGGUAAAUUGACAGAAUUACAUGAACUUUUAGUAAUAUAGAUUAAUCUAUCUGCCUAUGAGAUGAAUAUCAAUAAAAUAAAAAGCCAUAAUAGAUGCUUAAGAUUUUUUACAAAUAUAACAUAUUCUUCUGAAGUUACUGCUGGAAUUUACCCUUUUAAUAAAUUAUAGAAUUUUUAGGGUCAACCACUUAUAUUUAAUCAAUACAAUAUAAUCAUUAUUGCAUUAAUAAUGCUAUUUUUUGAACUUGCUAAAUUUAAUGGUUUGAUUUAAUCGAGAUUUUUCGAUCCUAAUGAAAUAGAUACUCAUAUUGAAAUAAAGAAGAUAAGCUACUCUUAAAAUAAAAUUUUAUCAGAAGAAAUCGUUAUUGCAUAAACAAUUGAAUCUAUAUCGAUUAUUUUCUAUUGGUAAUGUAUAGAUUAGGAGCUUUUAAAGAUAUAAUUAUUUUGUCUAGAAUAAUGUUGUCCUUAAACUAACAUCAAAUGUGAUAUCAAAAAAAUACUAACUGUUAGAUUAUAAGCAAAGUUUUUGUUAAAUUAGAAUUCAUAAAAUUAUAUAAAAAUUUCUAAGACCUCAGUUUCAUUAUCCGCAACCUAAGUUAUAAAAUAAUCUAAUGAUUAUGAAAAACUGUUAUUCAAACUAGAAAAAGUAUAAAUUAUACAUAUAUCUAAUUAUUAGUUAAACAGGAAAAUUAAAAAAUCUUGA